AUGCUGGUCUCGACUGGUAGCAAUGGUUCACCUGAAGCAUCUGGAUUAAUUGCUGGAUUCAGUUCAAACAUUUACAAACGAGGUCAGGAAAACCCAUUUGAUAAAGAUCAUUCAGACACUGAUUCGGAUCAAGAGGCUGCAUCAGGAGAAAACAGUGAGCUCAUUCGCCAACUAAAGAUACAAGUUGAAGACGCCGGGAAAGCAGAAUCAAUCGCAGCUAAUACUUUGUUAAAGUAUACGAAUCUUGGAUUUAAACAAAAAAAGUUGAUAGCACAGGGCAAAACGAUAUCUGGAGAAAAGUAUAGCGAACAACGUGAGAAUCAAUUGGAUGAAGAGUGGAAAGCUCAAAGGGGAAAACUAGACAUUCUGAGACAGAAAUUACGAGAAGCCAGGCUAGGCACUUCUGGUCGAGACCGGAAACAUUCGAUUGAUGAAUCUGACUCAAGCACUUCUGGUCAAGACCGAAAACACUCGAUUGAUAAACCCGAUCCAAGUACUCCCAGUCGAGACCGAAAACACUCGAUUGAUGAACCCGGUCCAAGCACUUCUGGUCGAGACCGAAAACACUCGAUUGAUAAACCUGAUCCAAGUACUCCUAAUCGAGACCGAAAACACUCGAUUGAUGAACCUAGCCCAUGCACUAUCCAACAAAGCCGGAAACUCCCGUCUGAUAAAGAACAGCCAAGAGAAAACCGUGAGCUCAUUCAUCAAUUAGUGCAAAAACUUGAAGCUGCUGAUACCGCAUCCACAGCCGCAUGCGAGGCUUCCUAUGCGUAUAGGAUUAUUGAAUAUGAACAAGAAAGGUUAAUAUCGCAGGGAAAACCGAUAUCUGGAGAAAGGCAUAUCAGAAUACGUCAAUAUAAAUUGGAUAGUCAAUGGCAGGCUGCAAGGAGAAAGGUAGAACAUCUGGAACAAAAAUUACAACAAGCCAGAUCAGCCAUUCCAAAACAAACCCGGAAGCACUCGAUUGACAAACCCGAUCCGAGUACUUCCAAACAAGGCCGGAAACACUCGAUUGUUAGACACCAUUCAGAUACCGAUUCAGAUCAGGGAAUUGCACCAGCCAAAAAACAUAGACCCACUCAUCAACUAGAUAUAAAUCUUGAAAACGCUGAAAGAGCAAGAGCGGCCGCAUGCAAUUCCUACUAUGAAUAUAAAGCUACUCGACUCGAACAGAAAAAGUUGAAAUCAAAUGGUCAAAAGAUAUCUGGAAAAAAGUACAGUUCAAGGACUGAACAUGAAUUGAAAGAAAAGUGUAGAAAGGCAAGUAAAGCAAAACACUACAUGAUACGACAGCUAGAAGGAACAAAUGGAAACACUCCCAGUCGAAGCCGGAAACACUCAGUUGUUAGACACCAUUCAGAUACCGAUUCGGAUCAAGAGACUUUAUCAAGAAAAAAGUAUAGGAAGCUUGUUCGUAAACUAAAAAGAAAAAUCAAAGAGUAUAAAAGUAGACGAAAGGGUGCAUGCAAAAAAUAUCGUAAACAUCAAUUCUUUGUAUCCAAACAAUGGUCAAGAUUAGCAAAGGGUAAAAGUGUAUCGAAAUCAUUCUACAGUUUAAAGGGUGAAGAGAAAUGGAAAAGAAGGUGUGAAAGACAAGGGAGAAGAGUAGAAUAUCUGGAGCAAAAACUAAGAGAACUUAUGGGUGAGCCAGAUUCAGAUUCGAAUUGA
This is a messenger RNA of Batrachochytrium dendrobatidis JAM81, 1671 nucleotides long. RefSeq lists its product as uncharacterized. The record is from RefSeq and is a predicted model, not a curated record. The transcript has a single exon. Bases 1 to 1671 code for a protein of 556 amino acids. Lineage: Eukaryota; Fungi; Chytridiomycota; Chytridiomycetes; Rhizophydiales.